Messenger RNA from Alnus glutinosa, 2096 nucleotides. RefSeq lists its product as uncharacterized. Bases 16 to 2091 code for a protein of 691 amino acids. The record is from RefSeq and is a predicted model, not a curated record. NCBI's taxonomy places the organism in Eukaryota, Viridiplantae, Streptophyta, Magnoliopsida, Fagales, Betulaceae. Gene Ontology annotation, cellular component: chloroplast. Gene Ontology annotation, biological process: carbohydrate metabolic process. The transcript is spliced from 12 exons.
AAAAGGUGUCAUGUUAUGGAGGUGGAAUCGUUCGAGGAUGAAGGGGUUGCCAAAUUGUUGAAUGAUUGGUUUGUCAGUAUCAAGGUGGAUCGGGAAGAGCGCCCUGAUGUUGAUAAGGUAUACAUGACUUAUGUGCAGGCAUUGUACGGUGGUGGAGGUUGGCCACUUAGUGUCUUUCUUUCACCUGACUUGAAACCUUUAAUGGGUGGAACAUACUUUCCGCCAGAUGACAAAUAUGGGAGACCAGGGUUCAAAACUAUACUUAGAAAGGUGAAGGAUGCCUGGGAUAGUAAGAGGGAUAUUCUUGUUAAGAGUGGAGCCUUUGCUAUUGAGCAGCUCACAGAGGCAUUAUCCGCGAGUGCAAGUUCUAGUAAAGUGCCAGAUGAGGUUUCACAAAAUGCCAUGCGUCUAUGUGCGGAGCAGCUUUCUGCUAGCUAUGAUUCAAAGUUUGGUGGCUUUGGAUCUGCCCCAAAGUUUCCUAGACCAGUCGAAAUUCAGCUGAUGCUUUACUGGUCCAAAAACAUGGAGGAAACUGGAAAGUUACGUGAAGCAAAUGAAGCUUUGAAAAAGGUUUUCUUUAGCUUGCAAUGCAUGGCAAGAGGAGGCAUCCAUGAUCAUGUUGGAGGUGGCUUUCAUAGAUAUAGCGUGGACGAGUGCUGGCAUGUUCCCCACUUCGAGAAAAUGUUGUAUGAUCAAGGUCAGCUUGCUAAUGUCUAUUUAGAUGCUUUUUCUAUCACCAAAGACGCCUUCUAUUCAUGCGUAUCUCGGGAUAUUCUUGAUUAUUUGGGGAGAGACAUGAUCGGACAAGAAGGUGAGAUCUUUUCAGCAGAGGACGCUGACAGUGCCGAACAUGAAGGUGCCACGAGGAAAAAGGAAGGAGCCUUCUAUGUAUGGACCAGCAAAGAGAUUGAUGACAUAAUUGGAGAGCAUGCAACUCUUUUCAAGGACCAUUACUAUGUAAAGCCUUUGGGUAAUUGUGACCUUUCUAGAAUGAGUGAUCCUCACCAUGAAUUCAAGGAAAAGAAUGUGCUGAUUGAGAGACGAAAUCCAGCUGAAAUGGCAUCAAAACUUGGCAUGCCUGUUGAAAAAUAUCUUGAUAUUGUGGGUGAAUGUAGGCAAAAGCUUUUUGAAGUAAGAUCAAAGCGACCAAAACCACAUUUGGAUGAUAAGGUAAUUGUAUCAUGGAAUGGACUCGCACUAUCAGCCUUUGCAAGGGCUUCUAAAAUUCUGAAGGAUCAAGAUGAGGGGACCAAAUUCAACUUUCCUGUUGUUGGCUGUGAUCCUCAGGAGUACAUGCAAGUUGCCGAGAAGGCGGCAUCUUUUAUCAGGAGACAGCUCUAUAACGAGCAAACACACAGGCUACAACACAGCUUUAGGAAUGGCCCAUCUAAAGCGCCCGGGUUUUUAGAUGAUUAUGCUUUUCUGAUUUCGGGUUUGCUGGAUCUUUUUGAGUUUGGUGGUGGAAUUAAGUGGCUACUUUGGGCAACUGAACUGCAAGAAACCCAGGAUGAAUUAUUUCUUGAUAGAGAGGGAGGCGGCUAUUUCAAUACCCCAGGGGAAGACCCAUCAAUUCUCCUUCGUGUGAAGGAAGACCAUGACGGGGCAGAGCCCUCUGGAAACUCGGUUUCUGCAAUUAAUCUUGCAAGAUUGAUCUCCUUGGUUGCGGGCGGUAGGUCUGAUUGUUACAGGCAGAAUGCAGAGCGUCUUCUGGCAGUUUUUGAGACAAGACUAAAAGAUAUGGCCAUGGCAGUGCCUCUGAUGUGUUGUGCCGCAGACAUGGUCACUGUUCCCCAUCGGAAGCAAGUUGUCUUAGUUGGCCAUAAGCCUUCUAUAGAGUUUGAAAACAUGCUUGUUGCAGCUCAUGCAUCAUAUGAUCCCAAUAAAACAGUUAUUCACGUAGACCCUUCCAGUGAAGAAGAGAUGGAAUUUUGGGAGGAAUAUAAUAGCAAUGUUGCCCUCAUGGCGAAGAACAAUUUUGCUACAGAUAAAGUGGUAGCUCUCGUAUGCCAAAACUUUACUUGCGGUGCCCCCAUUACAGACUCUGGAUCUCUCAAGGCUCUGCUCUCCCAGAAAGCCUCCUCUUCUUCAUAACUUGC